Molecule: messenger RNA, 3504 nt
Organism: Cladocopium goreaui
Lineage: Eukaryota; Dinophyceae; Suessiales; Symbiodiniaceae
Source: the annotation of a GenBank genome assembly
AUGACCAGGCAGCUGAAGGCAACAGGGGCAGUGAAGGUGGGCGCUCAGGGGUUCAAGGCCCUGAACAAAGGGUUCUCUUCUAUGGCCAUGGCAGAAGCAGGUUUUAUCUCCAAAGCUGGCGCCAGUUCUUGUGAAGCCUGCGGCCUGGGCUACUAUGCACCGGAGGCCGGGCUGAGCGAGUGCCUUCCAUGUCAGCUGGGGCAUUCCGCCAAUACCACUGGCAGGAGCACUUGUAGCUCCUGUCCAGCUGGAACUUUUGGCUUCAUGGGCCUAUGCCAGGAGUGCCCUGUGGGCUCCUUCCAAGCAGUGCCAGGGCAAUCAGCGUGCAGAGAGGAUGGCUUGGGACAGCGGAGCCUGUCCAAUGGCACCGUCUUGCCGGGCAAUGUGCCUGGCUUCUAUGCCAUUUGGGCAGUAUCUGAAGAUGAGGCGUUUCGAAGAGCUAGCUUCGAAAUGGAGCCUUGCGUCAAAGAGGAGGCUUGUUUGGCUGAGCGCUGUGGACAAGGUAGCACUGGGCGUCAGUGCUUCGGAGUUCUGGGUGGUUUCAGUGCGGGUGCUUCUGCUCGCUACAAGUGCGUCAGUUGGCAACUGUACAUGGCGAUUGGCAUUGCAAUGGCUGUGCUCUAUCUCGCUGCCUACACGCGUUUCGCGACCGUAUUGGCGACAAGUGAGGAAGCUUCACACCAGCUCUACUUGAUGAUGCUGAAGAUGUUGAUGAAUCACUGUGCGAGCAUGAGCGUCUUAUUGUCGUGCUUUCUGCGUGCCACGAUGCACGGCCCGCUCUUGGAGUCGUUCCUUAGCCUGGUGAUGAUCACAGACGGCGUGCCGCCCUGUGGCAACGAAGUCUUCUCGCUGCACUGCUUGUUGCAACCCUGGCGCACCCAGGAACUGCGGCAAGCUUUUGAUGCCCUGGCGAAUACUUCCCAGGUGGACUACUCUUCGCCAACUCUAGCGGAAGCGCGGGCCACGUUGGCCACUUUCCAUCGCACCACGGAACUGCGGUCCUUGAUCUUUUGGGCUUCGCUUCCCUUGGUCGCUGCACUGCUGCCAUGUUUGCUGCUGCUCAUGUGGCUGCGCAUCUACAUGGCGAGGCAUGCGCAGCACUGGCUGAAAGCAGCAGAAUUUUCCAGCAAGGUGCAUUUUGACGGCCUCGACGUGACCUGCGGCUCCUAUCCCCCUGAGGCCUUGCAGCAGAUCAUGGCCAUCAGCAGCCGAAGGCUGUGGGGCUUGUCUUGGCCACUGAUGCAUUGCAAUGCCUGGGUCCAUUCCACCCCCCCGACCCGAUCCAUGUUGGGGAGCUUUUGUUGCUGCUUAUUAAGCCCGAUCCUCUUCAUCCCCCGCCUUUUCAGCAAACUCGACCUCCUGCGCUUCUGGACCGAGACGGUUCCGCUGCGGACAUGCUUGUUGUACUUCUUCUGGUUUCCCGCCGCAAGACGGUGCUUCAGCACCUUGCACUGUCAGCGACUGGGGGCCGCGGCCGUUCCGAUGCCAGGUACGGUUAUGUACAGCAACGGGGUCUUGGAAUGCGACCUGUCGCAGCCCUUGCUCUUGCUCUCCCUGUUGGCCGGAUCUCUCUGGACGAUGUGGCCAUUCUUUUGCUGGUUUCAGCUGUACCAGCGCAGAAGCAUGGACGCCAGCUUCAGAAGGCCUUACGGGAUCAUGUUGCUGGGCUACAACACCUCCUGCUGGUGGUGGGAGGUGGUGGUCUGCUUGCAGAAGUUCCUCUUCAUCGUGAUUGAGGCAGUCCCUUUCUCUGCAGUGCAAGAGUGCUUCCUCAUUGUUUGUGUUUCUUUGGCCGCCAUGCUGUGCCACGUGACAUGGCGGCCGUUCGAUCAUCGCUGGUUCGAUCUCUUGAUUCGACUGGAAAUCAAGCAUUUGCUGGUUCUGCUGUGUUCUGCCUUCCUUUGUAUGAUCUCCUUGCAGAACUGGCUGUUACCUGAGACGACGGUCAUCCUCAUGGCCAGCCUGCAGGGAAUCUACGUGCUAACCUUGCUGUUAUCCUUCGGACACCUCAAGCUGUUGAGCACUGAAACUUCCAGUCUGAAGCACUGGGAAAAAGGUUGCCUGAAGCGAUUCCUGAAAUUUCUGCUGGCCUAUAAGCGGUGGUACAAUGACAGUGAGCCCUACAUAGCCUAUGACAAUUAUCCUUGUCUUCCUGGCUGCGGAGACCGGGUACGGGUGAAAUCAGCUAGUGGUGCUACAGAUGAGCUGUUCGCAGCUAAGAGCACUCCUACUGUGCUCCUUUCGGUGAGAAUUAAAGUGCAUCGCUAUGUUUCGGUGCUAGCCAAUGUGGGUGGUCAAUGCACCCUCCCACACCUGCCCAUUGGAAGGCAACUAGAGGCAGCUGGACAGGAGUCCCAUGCACAGGUGCGCUGCAAGCUGUCCGACGUGCCACGGCAUCUGCAAAAAUGCAGCUUCGUCUCCUCAGUGGAGCAACGUGAGGUCACCAGGGAGUUGCUCUUCACCGUGGCUGCCCUCGCGAAGGACUCCGCCACGAUGAGCUCUUUCCUGCUGGACUUCGUGGUCCGUGCUGCCUUUCUGAUGGCCGCGGACCUUCGCGAGCGCCACAGCGAGGCGGAUGAGCUGCCGCAGGAGGUGGACAAACACGCUUGGCAGGAAGCCAACCGAAAGCGAGACCUGCUGGUCAUCGCCAGUAUGGCGGAGGAGCAGCGGCAGCGGGACCUGCUGUAUGGCAAAGCGACUCGUGGAGGCCCAUCGAUCCAAAAGGAUCUCGAGCUCGAGGAGGAGGCCAUCUCUGGGUGGGGCUUGCAGCUCUUGCAGGACGCUGUCGCAGAGACCGAUCAGUCGGUCGCGAUGACCGACGCAGGUCAUGGUCGCCGGCCGGAGAUCGGGGAAGCCGUGGCCGUGGUUCACCAAAAGGUCUACCGCAUGUUCUCCCCCACCAUUUUUCGCAGGGGCUGCACAUUGCAAGAGUUGAAAGCUUCGAUGCUGCUACUGCGAAACACACCGCGGGAUGAACUGCAACAAUGGUUGGACUUCUUCGAGAAAGUUUGGUUCCUGGAGUUUUUGGACAGUGACAAGGAGAUUCACCUCAUGUCCGGCACUCGUUUGGAACAAGGUGUUCACGCAGACGCCAUGGAGAUUUUGAAGGCUUUCCGAAGGCCUCGCAGGGUGACGCAGAAUGCGUUGGGAGAGCCAGUGCAGGAUGGCAUGGACGAGAACAACAUCAAGGUCUACUUGAAGUGGGUUCGUUUCGUCUUGUACCACUACUGCGGUGGAAUCCAAGCAGUGGAUUUGGGUGACGUCAUGCGCACUCGUCUUUCGAGGCCUUCUCGGUUUGUGAUCCAAAAUCAGAUGGAGAAAGUGCACGAAGAGGUAGUCGUCUCGGUGGAUGAAGAUGCCUUGCAGCGGGUGGAGAAAGGCCUCGAGGCCGCCCUUGCCGAGGGCCUGGGCCUGGAACCGGCCCAGACAGCGCUGGAACGCCUGGAACGAGGAGUCGACCGGGCCUUGUCGCUGGAUGAGAGCGCAGAUGAGAUCAGCUUGUAG